Boleophthalmus pectinirostris (great blue-spotted mudskipper) is the source of this 6199-nucleotide messenger RNA. It is a transcript of the gene ints6, whose product is annotated as integrator complex subunit 6. Gene Ontology annotation, biological process: snRNA 3'-end processing. Gene Ontology annotation, cellular component: integrator complex. The record is from RefSeq and is a predicted model, not a curated record. The transcript has 18 exons. Bases 340 to 2931 code for a protein of 863 amino acids. Lineage: Eukaryota; Metazoa; Chordata; Actinopteri; Gobiiformes; Gobiidae.
GCAGUCAGUGCAGGCAGAGCAGGACACUCUGUGGGGGAACUUUGUUACUAUGAAACUUAGAAAUAUUUACUAUAUAGUGUUAAAAUUAUCAAUAUCCCUCGCAAAUCAAUAACCUGCCCCCGGGGUUGGAGUUUUUUAGUUUAGUUUGCCCGGAAAGGGCCUCUAAACUCACUAUUCUUACACUUUUUUGAAAGAAUGUGUGAGACAGACAGUUAGCCAGCUAGCCGCUAGCUAGCUAGUUGAGAGGUGAUACAGGCGGUAGGGAGAACAAAAGAUUUUUUUGCGUUUUGGCCGGUUGUACUGACACCAAGUCCAUGCAGAACGUGUCAUACCAUCACAAUGCCCGUUUUACUUUUUCUGAUAGACACGUCCGCUUCAAUGAACCAGCGCACCCAUCUGGGCACUACCUAUCUGGACAUAGCAAAAGGCGCUGUUGAGACUUUUAUGAAGCUCAGAGGCAGAGAUCCGGCGAGCCGCGGGGACCGGUAUAUGUUGGUAAAUUUUGAAGAGGUUCCGUUCGGGAUUAAGGCCGGAUGGAAGGAAAGCCAUGCCACUUUUAUGACAGAAUUGAGGAAUCUCCAGGCAAACGGACUCACUACUAUUGGCCAUUCACUGAGGACGUCUUUUGAUUUACUCAAUCUCAAUAGAUUAGUGACUGGAAUAGACAACUAUGGACAGGGAAGAAAUCCAUUUUUCCUUGAACCUGCCAUCAUCAUCGCCAUCACCGACGGCAACAAGCUGACGAGCACCGGAGGAGUCCAAGACGAGUUGCACUUGCCCCUGACCACUCCUCUGCCCGGCUCAGAGCUGACCAAAGAGCCUUUUCGAUGGGACCAGCGUCUGUUUGCUCUGGUGCUGAGGAUCCCUGGGGUGUCAUCUGUGGAGCCAGAGCCAUUGGGUGGGGUCCCCUCUGAUGACUCACCCAUCACCCCCAUGUGUGAGGUCACUGGAGGUCGUUCGUACAGCGUGUUCUCCCAGCGCAUGUUAAACCAGUGUCUGGAGUCUUUAGUCCAGAAGAUUCAGAGCGGAGUCGUCAUAAACUUUGAGAAAACGGGACCAGAUCCUCCCCCACUCGAAGAUGCCCCUGUAGAGCCAGUGAAGCCCGGCCCUCAGCCCUGGCAUUGCUGUCACAAACUCAUCUACGUUCGACCAAACCCCAAAACUGGAGUCCCCAUCGGACACUGGCCCAUCCCAGAGGCCUUCUGGCCCGACCAGAACUCUCCCACUCUCCCCCCUCGCUCGGCCCACCCUCAUGUCCGUUUCUCGUGCCUGGACGCUGAGCCAAUGGUCAUUGACAAAGUCCCGUUUGACAAAUAUGAACUGGAACCGUCGCCGCUCACACAGUUUAUACUGGAGAGGAAGUCCCCACACACCUGCUGGCAGGUGUUUGUGUGCAACAGUGCCAAAUACAGUGACCUGGGCCAACCCUUCGGAUACCUGAAGGCCAGCACUGCCCUCAACUGUGUCAACCUGUUUGUGAUGCCCUACAACUACCCUGUGCUGCUGCCACUGCUCGAUGACUUGAUAAAAGUGCACAAAUUUAAGCCAACUUUAAAAUGGCGACAAUCCUUUGAAAAUUACUUGAAAACGAUGCCUCCGUAUUAUAUUGGGUCAUUGAAAAAAGCGCUAAGAAUUAUGGGCGCUCCAAACCUGUUAGCUGACAACAUGGAGUAUGGCUUGAGCUACAGUGUGGUGUCCUACCUGAAAAAACUUAGCCAACAGACUAAGAUUGAGUACGAUCGUUUGAUCGCGUCCAUUGGUAAGAAGCCCCCUCUGGAGGCCGCCAUUAAGGUGCGGUGGAGGGGAGGGGGCGUGUCUUUGGCCCAGAGACGGGACUUCAUUCAGCAGCUGCACAGUCUGACCGGAGACUGUCCUCUGCCCAUGGAGCUCAACCCCAAAGAGUACCAGGGCUUCCAGCUCGCUCUGCUCAACAAGGGUUUGAAGCCCCAGAGUUUCAGAAAUCCAUACGACAUCCCACGCUCUCACCUCCUGGACCAGCUGAGCCGCAUGAGGAGGAACAUCCUGAAGACAAACUGCACAUUGAGAGGACACGACUCUGACCAGCUCCACAGUGUUCCGAUCGCUCAGAUGGGGAAUUACCAGGACUUCCUAAAAGCCGCUCCUCAGCCGCUCCGAGAUGCCGACCCUGAACAGCCCAAACGCCUGCACACGUUUGGAAACCCCUUCAAAUUGGACAAGAAGGGCAUGAUGAUCGAUGAGGCAGAUGAGUUUGUGACUGGUCCUCAGAAGCAGGGAAAACGCCCAGGAGACAGCAGUAACCUUCAAGGUGGAGGUCCCAAACGCAGACGCUGUAUGUCCCCUCUGCUCCGACUGGGACGAGCCUACACCCCUCCAGUCACUCCCCCCGCAAGCCCACGCCCCAACACAGAUUCGGAGAUGAGCGAUGGCCUUCCUGAAUCUGACAUUAUCAUAAACCAUUUGAAUGAGAAUCACUGCGGCUCAGACCAAAACUCAGACUCAGAAACAGACUCAAUAUGUGAAGAAAACCACAUAGAGGCUCUACACCCCACCAGGCAUAAGGUGGAGGAGGAGAACGGACAGCCCCAGAGUGGAGAGCUUUUAUCGGGCAGUGGAGGAGGGGCAGAGGUGGUUCAAUUGGAAGAUCAGCCGCCUCGAUACCUCUCUCCACAAACGCUGAAAAAACACAUCCACAGCGAAACUGCAAAGGUCAACAACGAACUCAGAGCUCUCAUCACCAAGGAGAUCAGGAAACCAGGGAGACACUACGACAAAAUUUUCCACUUCCUCAAACAGAUCCAGGGAACUCUAGAUACGCGGCUAAUAUUCCUACAAAACAUCAUCAAAGAAGCUGCCAGGUUUAAGAAGCGAGUUUUAAUUGAGCAGCUGGAAAACUUCUUGGAAGAAAUUCACAACAGAUCCAACAACAUGAACCAUGUGGACUCACUCUGAGACUGGCUCUGCCCAAAUCCAGAACUUUUGAGACCCCACAGAGACCAGACCAGACCAGACCAGGUCCAGACCAUAGACCAGACCACAAUCCAGACUAUCACCUGUUUAAUGUUAUCAAAUUUGGGGACUAGACCAGUGGUUCGUAACUUUUUGUACUGGGUACCUCAAAAAUCUGUUGGUGUUAUUGGACUGAAUCAUCAAGACUGGACUAACCUAGAACUAACUAAACCAGAGCUAAACCAAGUCCAAAAUAGGAAAACUUUUCCCAGACUGUUCAAACCAAACAAGGACAAAAUGAAGAUUAUAUUGACAGUGUUAUUUCUAAACCAGGAUUAAACAAAGUCUUAAAAAGUCCAUACAAUAGUACUCGAGGACAAUUCCAGGUUUUAUUGAUCCUGGUAUCACAGUUUGAGAACCACUGGUUUUGACACAAUUGACAAUGUUAUCCAGUCAGUUUUGGUUGAAAUUUGACCUGUGCAAGUAUCUCGUUAUUUUAAGCACUUGUUCAUUUUGCUACUGGUCUUUUAUGGGGUCAGAUAAUAAUAAUAAUAAUAAUUUAACAAAGAAUUAGAAGAAUUGAAUUGUUUGGGAACAAUUUUCAAAUGUUCAAGAUUGAAAUUUUUAGUUUUCUGUUUUCAGUCAAACUCAGGGUCAAAUAGGAUCCAAUGGACGAACACUACAUAAAUCCCCUCAUUUUUGGUCUUAAACUCUCUGUAUUUUAGUUUUGACAGAGAAGAAAUGCACUUUUACCACACUCCUUGAACUAAGCACUCCACUAAGAUUUCAAAAGGAAAAAAAUGCGUGAAUAUUGUGUAAAAUUGUCUUGAAAAUAUAAAUAAUACAUUUCUAUGGGAUGGUACAAUAUGGGUUGGUAUAGUUUGUUAACUUUAAAUUCAAUAUACUGGUACUCUGUCCGUAAUAGACAUAAACCUAUUUGAAGAGGUCAAGUUUUCAGAUAUUGGUUCUAAGCCUUUAUUUAAAAAUAUAAAAUGGGGCAAAUGUGCAGUAUAAAUUUGGGUUUAAAAAAAUAUAAGAAAAUUGUAAUGUCACUUUAAGAUUUUGCUAUAUUAGAAAAUUAAACAAAAUUUUUUUUAAAACUAUUGUUACACUUAGCACAUUUGUCAAAAACAGAAUAAUGUUUACUGAAUCAAUAUACAUUUAUAUAUUUGUAAAAAUAACAAAUAAUUGAAAUUUAUUGUCCAAAUAUGACAAUUCGAGGUCAUAGUUUGAUAUUAAACUGAAUUCACAAACCGACCCACAAAAUUCUGACCCGCAUUAAUGCACUGCAAAACUAAAUGUAAUGUUUAUUCUUCCAUUAUAUAUAAAAAAAAAUUUCUGCACUUUUAGAUUGAUAGUGAAAAAUAGUUUUUUGACAAUGAAAACAUAUCGUCUACAUAUCUUGCAUUGUGUAGCUGACCCAUAUUUUACCAUUCAGUCUAAGAAAUGGAUCAAUACAAAUACAUAAUAAUAAAAUAAUGAUAAUAAUAAUUUAAAAAAAAAUUAGUGAUGUCCAGAAAUAAAAACAGAAAUAUACAAUAUGCUGGAUCUUUGGCAGCGCAGGCUUUUCUGUAGAUUGAUACAAAGUUGUUAUGAAUGACUUUAUGCCAUUGAUUCAUAAGGAACCAAUAUUAUCGUCCAUUAAUAUUAGCAAUAAUUUAAAGCUAUUUCAACAGUGUCUUUUUGAACUACAAAACCACAUUGGAACACGCAAUUUGCUAAUUUUAUCCCUUAAGAAUUGAGUGAAUGUUUAAUUGUAUGCUAGCUUGUAGGGCUGCCGCGGUUGUUUGGUUAAUGCUGACUAGUCGACUAUAAACAAAAAAAAUAAUAAUAAUAACAGUCGUAUUUUGAUAACUGAAAUCAUUAUCUGGACUAUACAGACUCUAAAGUGCGUUCAAAAGACCUUUUAAUAACAGACUAGUCGACUACUAAAAUAAUCUUUAGCUGCAGCCCUAUUAGCGUGCUAAUUUCGGAUGCUACCUUUUUAAAGCUAACUAACUUUCUUCCUUUAUUUGGCAUUAGCGCACUUGUACAUUCAAAAAGCCAUGUUGUAAAAUCUAUACGUAGAAAGCAGAACUCAUUAACACAUGUCUUGGUAAGUUUUUCAUAUUUUUUCCCCAAAGAGCGCCCCCUAGAUUUUGGAGCGCUAUCAACAUAAUGGUUCCAGUUCAGUUUUGCUUCACCUUUUACUUUAAUUUCCCAGACAAGAUAUAUUGAAAAAUGGAUCUCGCAGUUGUUUUUGUGGAGAAAUGCAAAAUUAGAAUAUCGAGUACAAUAUCUAUAAUUACAACUUUUAAAAUGAUUACAAAAACAGACACAAUAUUUUUAUUCAUGUUUUUGUGAUUCCUGAACCUCAACCAAUACAUAUAAAGGCACAAUACACAUCGGCAUACAUUAAUUAAAAGUCUAUACACCUUAUCCAGAGUCUUCAUUAGAUCUUCAAAUUACCAAAAUAAACACAAUUUAUCAAUGCUAGCUGUCAUUUAAACUUGUUACAAACUGCUUCGCCUAGUGACCUCUGUUGGUGUUUUGUCUAGACGAUUUUCAUUUCUACUAAGGUUUUGAGGUAUUUUCUAGACCUCAUUUUAAAGGUGUCAGUGUAACUUUUCUGGUGAGACAUCUGUCACCUGCUUGUUUCCAUGGAGAUGUUAUUGCUUUCGCUGGGAAUGUUCUACAGUAUGGUGUUAAACUUUUCGAUCUUGCAUUUCUUCAAAUCUAGGUGGUGUUCUAGCUAAAAAAAAUACUUUUAAAACAUGCAGCAGGGUCACCUCUCCACAGAUCUGACUUGUAACUCAUCGUGGUUGUGUCAGCUGUUUGUCUCCAUGGAAAUAGAAAGUUUAAUGCCAUUUUGUGGAACAUUUCUAGGCAAAGCAAUGUGUGGAGACGAGCUGCUGGCAAUACCCUCUAUCUGAAAAGUUACACAUUGCAUCUCUAAGUUAGCUGGAAUAAACAGCCUGGUUACUUAAUAUUUUUGCACAACUGUUACUGAGUUCUGCUUGAGUUUUGAUUCUUGGUGGAAGUCGCCAUUUUUUUUCUCAGUUCUCCUUUCACUUACUACACAGACAGGGACCAAAAUCUGCCAUAUGUGUCGUGGGUUGUCGAGGCUACCAAAAGAGUAUUUUGAAUACACUGUAAAGAUGUAAAUAAGUCUAGAAUAACUAUUUAAGGAGGUGAAUGUUCGGAGGGAAUGGCCUUUUUGUAAGUAUUCCCAUGAAUAAAGUUUCUAUUUUACACUGUGAAGGGCCAUGUAAAUAAAGUGUUAAUGUUAAAA